Messenger RNA from Mangifera indica (mango), 1380 nucleotides. RefSeq lists its product as uncharacterized. The record is from RefSeq and is a predicted model, not a curated record. Lineage: Eukaryota; Viridiplantae; Streptophyta; Magnoliopsida; Sapindales; Anacardiaceae. The coding region runs from base 255 to 896 and encodes 213 amino acids. The transcript has 3 exons.
AAGAAGGGUCAAUCAGCAUAACCUCUCAGAAGGUUCAAGAAAUUUACUUGUUAUAAACCAAUACCCAACACAAAUUUUCAUUGUGAAAGUCCAAUUUGCCCUUGCACAGGGAAUCAUAGUUCCCAUUUGCAACACCUACACUGAACGCUACCUUAGCCAAACUCUACGUUUCAUCUGCUGAUAUAAGACCUAAUUUUAGCAAGAAGUAGAUGUCAAAGCUUCUGGCUUUCGUUCAUUGACAGAGUGAGAGACAAAUGGAGAGAAAAGUUCUUGUUGUGUGCUGUUUUGUUGGUUUCUUGGGGCUUUUAUCAGCUGCUACUGGUUUUGGUGCAGAGGCAACAAGGAUUAAGGGUUCUGAAGUUCAUGUCACUGGCUCUUCUCAAUGUUCAUACCCCAGGAGUCCAGCCCUUGGCCUUGGUUUAACUGCAGUGGCGUCUCUUCUGAUAGCCCAAAUUACUAUAAGUGUCGCUACUGGGUGUUUUUGUUGCAGACAAAGCCCUGAUCUUACACAGUCUAAUUGGAAGAUAGCUUUGGUCUGCUUCGUUGUUUCUUGGAUCACUUUUGUUAUAGCUUUUCUUUUGUUGCUAACGGGCGCGGCACUCAAUGAUCAAAACGGUGAAGAGGGUUUGUACUUUGGUAGUUACUAUUGCUAUGUCGUGAAACCUGGAGUUUUUGCUGGGGGUGCUGUUCUGGCCCUUGCAACUGUUGCCCUCGGAAUACUUUAUUAUCUCAACUUAAACUCCGUGAAGAAUAACAAUAGUAAUCAAUGGAGCAACACUUCUGGUCCUCAUGAUGGUGGCAUAGCAAUGGGACAGCCCCAGUUCCCGCCGCCAACCUGUGAAGAUCCUGUUUUUGUACAUGAAGACACAUAUAUGAGACGGCAACAAUACACUUGAUUGAUUAUUUCUUCUUCAAAGACUAGGUGGGUCAUUCCAAACUGUUGUCGUUGCGCUAUGGUAGGCUGGCGCUUUACUAUAAGUUUUCUGUAUCUUGUGGCAUUCAUAAAAUGAUCUUUUUGCUUAUUUUUUCAACCAUGGAGAGAUUUUAGAUUGUAUGUGAAAUAUCUAGAAGCUGCAUAUAGUUUUAAAUUUGUAUAUGGUCAUGGAUGGAUGCUUGGCACACUCAAUUUUGAUGCUAUUGAGGUCGCAGAAUCCUGUAAAGGUAAGUUCAGUUUCUUAUAUACAAAGAUUCAGAAAAGUUGAGUAGCAUUGAAGAAUAUUGCUUUCCAAAAAGAUGCAAAAAAGAUUUGGGGAUGAUGAAGGUUUGUUGAAGCAAAAUACCCUUUUGUAUAGACUAGUAAGGUUUGUAAAUGCUGCAUAGCUGUUGCAAGAACUUUGUAAUUUCCUUUGUAUUGUGAAUGCUUUACCUAUUUUUCUAGCA